Messenger RNA from Oncorhynchus masou masou (cherry salmon), 1365 nucleotides. RefSeq names its product acidic leucine-rich nuclear phosphoprotein 32 family member E-like. Gene Ontology annotation, biological process: regulation of apoptotic process. NCBI's taxonomy places the organism in Eukaryota, Metazoa, Chordata, Actinopteri, Salmoniformes, Salmonidae. Gene Ontology annotation, cellular component: nucleus. Gene Ontology annotation, molecular function: histone binding; phosphatase inhibitor activity. The transcript has 7 exons. Bases 138 to 902 code for a protein of 254 amino acids. The record is from RefSeq and is a predicted model, not a curated record.
UGGGUGCGAGGUAACAUGGUGGUUUGGUUAUCGCCUAUCAGUCAUAGACAGAAGAAGGUUGGAGUGACUGAACGCUUGAGUGGUCGGCUUUUUAUUUUCAUUUUUCCUUUGAUUUUGUGCUUUCGUUUGUCUUCAAAAUGGAGAUGGAGAAGAGGAUCAGUUUGGAGUUGAGGAACAAGACCCCAGCCGAGGUGGCUGAGCUGGUGGUGGACAACUGUCGGUCCAGUGAUGGAGAGGUGGAAGGGCUGUCAGAUGACUACAAGGAGCUGGAGUUCCUCAGCAUGGUCAACGUGGGGCUCACCUCCCUGGCUAAGCUGCCCUCCCUGCCAAAACUGCUCAAGCUGGAGAUCAGUGAUAACAUGAUCGUUGGAGGUCUGGACCAACUGUCUGAGAAGUGUCCCAACCUGACGUAUCUCAACCUGAGCGGCAACAAGAUCAAGGAGCUCAGCACUGUGAAGCCUCUGAAAAACCUGAAGAACCUGAAGAGUCUGGACCUGUACAGCUGUGAGAUCACCACUCUGGAGGACUACAGGGAGAGUGUCUUUGAGCUGCUGCCCCAGGUCACCUUCCUGGACGGCUAUGACCACGAAGACAACGAGGUGCCAGACUCCGAGGCUGACGAUGAUGACAACGAGGGGCUAGACUCAGAGGCGGAUGAUGAUGACGAGCACACAGCUGGCCCCACCAGAGAUGGGGAUGACGACGAUGAUGAGGAUGAUGAGGGUUCCGAGGGCGAAGAGGUGGGGCUGUCCUACCUGAUGAAGGAUGGCAUUCAGGAUGAGGAAGAUGAUGAUGACUAUGUUGAAGAGGAGGAGGAAGAGGAUGGAGUAGGAGUCCAGGGAGAGAAAAGGAAGAGGGACGCAGAGGACGAGGGAGAUGACAGCGAUGGGGAUGACGACUAGCCCCUCCUGUAACAGAGCAUGGGAUCACAACUAGGCUAGAACAACAGGAACAGGAAAUAGUUUGUGAAUUAUUUUUUUUGUAUACCAUAUAUUACUGUAGAAUCUAAAUGUUUAAUUUGUUUUGUAAAUGUUCCAUACAAAAAGAAAAGCGGGUUGGAAUUAUAAAAUGGAAUGUGGUUUUGAAACAUGACAUGUGGGUAGGGGCUAUAGCAUUCAGACAAGGUGAUGUUUAAUUCUGAGAAGUUGUAGUGGCCCAUUUCAAGUCUAUCUUGUUGUGAUUGUCUCCUAUGCCAUGUUCUCCCAAGACUUUAGUUGUCAAGCGAAAGAUCCAUGUGCUGUCUGGUUGGCUGAUAGUAAGGUUUAUAUGGGAGGAGCUAUAGGAGGACAGGCUCAUUGUUAUGGCUUAAAAUGUAACAUUUAUUUAACUAGGCAAGUCAGUUAAGAACAAAUACUUAUUUACAAU